GUGUGUCUGUGCGAGGUGUGACGUCACAACAUGGCGGUUCGAGGAAAUCGUAGUGCGGCGUGGCGUGUCGACGGUGCAACAGUCUGACAGCACCGCCGAAUGCUGGUUUUAAAUCAUUGGAAAACUCAUGGGUUCUCCGGAGAUGGCAGAAUAUUGUGAAUACAUGUGGAGCUCAACUCGGGCCCACACAAAUCUCGCUCUGGCACGCAGCCUGUACUACGAGCACAACCGACUCGAUCCUAAGGAUAAGAAAUUGGCCGUGAAGACGGUCAGGGCAAUCCUCACAGAUACGGCAAAUGUCGAUCUCAAACAAUGCACCGAUGAAUACAUAACGAGGUUCCUACACGCGCGGAAAUACCGAACAGAACAGGCUGCUGCACUGAUAAUCGCUUAUCAGAACCAGGUAGCCCAUCGACAGGAUAUUUUCGGAAACCUCACCGCCCGAGAUCCUGCUUUGCAGCGGGCUCUGCGUGCCGGUAUACCUGGUGUCCUUCCUGCCCGAGACAGGAAGGGACGAUGUGUGCUGGUGAUUCUGGCUUCUCAAUGGGAUCCCAUUGCUGUUCCGGCUCUUGCAGUGCAACGCGCGAUCUUUCUCGUCCUUGAAAUUCUCAUACAGGAUCCUCGGAAUCAGCACUCCGGAUUCGUGGCUGUAGUGGAUUGGGGCGGAUUUUCAUUGCGCCAAGGUGGAGCACUUGGAGCUGCUGCGCUUCGCAAUCUGAUAUCAGCUUUGCGGGGCAGAUUUCCAGCUCGAUUCAAGGCUAUCCAUUUCCUCUCAGCUCCACUCUGUGUCCAGGCAACUUUGGCCAUUGUGAAACCGUUUCUUGAUGAAAAAACGCGAAACAAGAUUUAUCUGCAUGGAAACAACCUCAGCACUCUCCACGAACACCUUCCAACUGACAUUCUUCCUGCUGAGCUGGGAGGUACAGGCCCUGCAUUCAACCCUGGACUGUGGGCUGAGCCAGUUAUUCAUUCAGCGAUGAAGGAGGCAGAAGUGGCUGCAACUCUUGCCCAAAAGGAGAGGGAAUCGCGAGCUAGGGAUUUGGUGGAACUUAUGCAGGCAAAAGGGAACAGCAAGAACGAGACGAGGACAAGCGGUACAGCCACAGAGUUGGUGGAAAUUUCAGGCUCGACAAAGUCUGCAAAGAUAAAUAAAGAGAGUGGAGUUGAGUCAUCGUCAACGGAUUGUUUACAACAAGUACAAGCACAGCUUCACGAAUGCCCGAACGAUGAUGCGAUUAACGCGGAAGCAAAAAAAUUACCCACAAGUCACUCGUCAAGCAAAUACAGUAAUCCUGUCGUCGGACCUGAUGAAAACGACCAAAACCGACCAACAAACGUCAUUCGUGACGAAGACCAGAUAGUUGAAAUCGAUGAUGAGCCGAAACAAGAAGGAGGGAAACAAGAUAAGGAGCUGGAUCAAUUAUCCAGUGUUGAUGUCGAGGUGAAGAAAUAUCGGGAACGUGAGAAUACGGAGAAGGAGAAGGAGACGGACGAUGUUCCUGAUAAUGUAGAGAAAAAUAUUAGGAGCGAAUCUAACGGCCUUCCAGAUGAUAUUGAGUCCUUGGAAAUUCUUUCGGAAACAAACAGCAGCAAUGACUUUGAAAUGGUGCCGAGCCGACCAGAUAGUGAGACCAGCAAGGAUAGUUAUAGUUUCGACCUUGAUCUUCACACGGAUAAAAUUGUUGUACGUGACGGUGCCAAGAGUGCAACGUUAUCUGAGGAAGCAAGCCUUGUUACGUAGCUGUAAAGUGACGAAAUAAACCCGUGGUCACUUUUAUCAUCGAAAUUUCUACUCAAAGAAAUUCGAUGCAUCAGAAAUAUGAAAACGGAUGUCUAUUUGAAAUGACAAUCGAUGAAUCCCAGAAACUAUCAUUAUUCAAAAGUUCCUAUAUACAUUUGUCUGGUAUCACUAUGUGUUACUGCCGAUUUUGAUAACCGAGUUCUGCUCGAUUAGCUCCUGAAAUUUCGAAUAGGGAGUCGUAGUAGUAACUGUGGAGAUACUGGUGAAAUUUUGAGUCAAGCUAGUUAUGCAAUACCCGGAAAUGCCGUUUUGUUCCGAGUAUUAGCCAAUGCCGGAUAUAAGACGACCCGCAAUUCUGAGACAGUAUUUCAGUUUUUUUUUUAUUUCUGAGUUGAUUUGUCUAGUUUGAUAUGUCACGAUUUUAUACACGGUUGACUUUGCGUUUUGCUAUAGUUAUCCAAAAGACAGAUGACAGGAAAAAUGAUUCAAUUUUUUUUUAAUUCUAACCGAUUUAGAAAUACCCAUAUUAUUUAUUUUAGUAUUUAUUUCACUGUGGUUUGACUUACGCUGUUAAAUUCAGGUCUCGAAAUUACUUUGGCGAUGAUCAUUAGCAUACUAUCAUGACUGCUUUUAUACUAAUUAUUCAUUUUUACUGGUAUGAUUUAACUGUGUGGCUUAGUGUUUAUGUUUUUGCGUGACAAAAAGUUAACAAAGAAUUUAUUAUCGUUGCUUUUUCGGAUAAUAAAUAAUUGACAAGAUAAUUAUUCGUUAUCGCCGUAAGUAUUUGCACAUUCUCAUGUUGUUGGUACAUCGACUGAUUGUUGGUUUGUUAAUUAACAACUGCUCUGUCAAUCUCACCGCACACUUCUGUG
Messenger RNA from Diprion similis, 2613 nucleotides. RefSeq names its product clavesin-2-like. Gene Ontology annotation, cellular component: membrane. Gene Ontology annotation, molecular function: phosphatidylinositol bisphosphate binding. The record is from RefSeq and is a predicted model, not a curated record. Lineage: Eukaryota; Metazoa; Arthropoda; Insecta; Hymenoptera; Diprionidae. The transcript is spliced from 6 exons. Bases 128 to 1741 code for a protein of 537 amino acids.